Molecule: messenger RNA, 3200 nt
Organism: Maniola jurtina (meadow brown)
Lineage: Eukaryota; Metazoa; Arthropoda; Insecta; Lepidoptera; Nymphalidae
Gene: TM9SF3
Product: transmembrane 9 superfamily member 3
Exons: 1
Coding region: 123-1850 (575 amino acids)
Biological process (GO): protein localization to membrane
Cellular component (GO): membrane
Source: RefSeq, a predicted model, not a curated record
UUUUAUUUGUCAAAAAAUGAAAAAUGGGCAACAUUGAUCUUUAAAUGUCUGACGUCGGCUUUUAACUUACGUGUUAUGUUUGUUGCUUUAUUUAGAAAAACUUGAAUUCUUUUUAACUUAAAAUGAAAAUCUUAUAUAUUUUGUUUCUUUUGUGGCAUGUUGCUAAAUGUGAUGAACAUACACAUACCUACAAGGACAGUGAACAAGUGGUGCUCUGGAUGAACACUGUGGGCCCGUACCACAACCGUCAGGAGACCUAUGCAUACUUUUCUCUACCAUUCUGCGCUGGCACGAAAGUGACCAUUGGCCAUUACCACGAGACGUUGUCGGAAGCUCUGCAAGGCGUCGAAUUAGAAAUAAGUGGUUUGGACAUCACCUUCAAAGAUAAUGUACCAGCACAGCAAUUCUGUGCCAUCGAACUCGACGAGCAGGCAUACAAGGCGCUAGUCUACGCUGUAAAAAACCAUUACUGGUAUCAAAUGUACGUGGACGACCUGCCGAUAUGGGGGAUCGUUGGAGAGAUAGAUGGUGACAAUUAUUACAUUUGGACACAUAAAAAAUUUGACAUUGGAUAUAAUGGGAAUCGAAUCGUGGAAGUCAAUCUUACAGCCGAGAAUAAAGAGCGACUGAAGCUGAAUGCUAAAAUCCCUUUCACAUAUGAAGUGAACUGGAAAAAGAGCAAUAUCAAAUUCGAGGAUCGCUUUGACAAGUAUCUAGAUCCUAAUUUUUUCCAACACAGGAUUCACUGGUUUAGUAUCUUCAACAGCUUCAUGAUGGUUAUUUUCUUAGUAGGUCUUGUUUCCAUGAUACUUAUGAGAACUCUUCGUAAGGAUUAUGCUAGGUACUCAAAAGAUGAUGAUCUUGAUGACCUAGAAAAAGACCUGGGAGACGAAUAUGGGUGGAAGCAGGUCCAUGGGGAUGUUUUUAGACCUGUGCCUCAUUUGGCAUUAUUCUCUGCACUGAUUGGAGCUGGUCAUCAACUGACUGUUGUGACAUUGGCUGUUAUAAUUUUCACAAUAUUUGGCGAGCUCUAUACUGAGAGGGGAUCCUUAUUGUCAACUGCUAUUUUCAUCUAUGCGGCCACUUCACCUGUAAAUGGUUAUUUCGGUGGUUCCUUGUAUGCUAGGAUGGGGGGCAGACUGUGGAUCAAGCAGAUGCUGCUUUCUGCAUUCCUGUUGCCAGUACUGGUGUGUGGGACGGCUUUCUUCAUUAAUUUCAUAGCCAUGUACUAUCAUGCAUCUAGAGCCAUUCCUUUUGGUAGUAUGAUUGCUGUGAUGUCCAUUUGCACUUUUGUGAUUUUACCCCUUACCCUGGUUGGAACUGUUCUCGGACGCAACUUGGCGGGACAGCCUGAUUACCCAUGUCGCAUUAAUGCUGUCCCUAGGCCUAUUCCUGAAAAGAAAUGGUUUAUGGAACCAUUUAUAAUCAUUAUCAUGGGAGGAGUUCUUCCAUUCGGCUCUAUAUUUAUUGAGAUGUACUUUAUCUUCACAUCGUUUUGGGCAUACAAAAUCUACUAUGUAUAUGGUUUCAUGUUGCUUGUGUUUGUGAUAUUAAUGAUUGUCACAGUGUGUGUGACUAUUGUUUGCACUUACUUCUUGCUGAACGCUGAGGACUAUCGUUGGCAAUGGACUAGCUUCCUCUCCGCCGGCAGCACUGCAAUUUAUGUAUACCUCUAUUCAUUCUACUACUUCAUAUUUAAGACAAAAAUGUAUGGCUUGUUUCAAACCACUUUCUAUUUUGGCUACAUGGCAUUGUUCAGCUUGACUCUGGGAAUUAUUUGUGGGACUGUGGGAUACAUUGGCACCAGUAUAUUUGUGAGGAAGAUAUAUUCAACUGUUAAGAUUGAUUGAAUGUUGUGUUUUGUGUAAUUACAUUUUUCUUUAAUGUGAUUUGUAUGAUAAGUUUUUAUUGCUAGGCUACAAGUGGAAAGAAAAUGAAUUGUGUGAUCUAGAAUUCUAGACAAAUUGCAAUAAUGGCUAAAUUUUAGACAUUCCUCAUAAUUUUAUUGGUUGAAAAUUCACAUAGUCAAAUACAUUAUUUAUUCAUUAAAUUAAUCCUUUCAAGUAUUGAUGUCAGUAGCAUGGUGAUUAAUAUUUGUCCAGAUUUGAAGAUGAGGUUCUUUAUUUAAUCCAUAUUAUGUUUAUUUUAAACAAAUACAUGUUAUUACAUGUAUAUGUAUACUUUGUUGACAGAGAUUAAAUGAAUCAAAUAAGGCUUAGAUAAUUUUAUUUGCAUUCAAAAUAGUCAUGAAAUCAACUAUUUAUAAUGCAUAUAUUGUUUUCUUUCAAUACUAUCUGGUUGUUUUAUGCACACAAGGAUGUUAUUGUUUUACGUUUAUAUCUCAAUCAAAUAUGUACUAUGUAAAUAUAUAAAAUUAAAAAAAAAAUAGAAUUUAAACUGUUGGUUUUGGUACUAAUUGAUUUAUUUAAUAAAGAUGUACCGCUUGACUGAGAUGGUUUGUGUGGUAGUGUGUAGGUUGCAGGAGGGUUUGAAUAUUGAAUUCCCUGAUUCCGUACCCAAAGGGUGCCAAUGGGACUAUUACUAAGACUCCACUGUUGUUGCUCAGUUCUCUGUCUGUCAAUGGCAAUGUCUUGUGAACUGUAAUAGAUAGAGAGCUGAAAUUUUCAAAGAAUGUGUAUUUUAUUGCUGCUAUAACAACAAAUUAUAAACAUUUCAAAAUGACCACCAUGAAAAUUAAAAAAAAUUAAAGUGUUACUUCUUGUACUAUGGGUAUGGGACCUUUUUAAAAAACCGAUUUCUUUAAAUGACUGAUUUAAUCUGUACCCUACCUCAUAAGCCAUCUCAGUUAAAUGGUAAAUCUAUACAUUUACUUAUCUCUCUAUAUUUUGUUAGUCACAAUAAAACUUCAUAUUAAUCAUUAUAUAUCUAUUCUCUACCUAGCAGACUAAGAACUGCUUCUAGACAAAAGCAAUGACUCCUAGGUAGGUGAUUUGUAAGUAAUAAUCUAGAUGUAAUUUUACCUAUGUAAAUAUUAACUAGAAAUUAUUAGAAAUAGUAAUUACAUUUAACUCUUUUUAAAUGAGUGUUUAUAAUAAUUGCAUUACGUUGUAUUUAAUUUGUGUGAUAAGAUAAAGGAAUUAGUUGUAUACUAUUAUGCCACCCAGCAUAAAUCUGAUAAAAUGUAAUGUACCUAUCUGAAUAUAUCAUUUUCGGAAUUAAAAGGUGACAAACUAUUAAAA